Phytomonas sp. Hart1 is the source of this 960-nucleotide messenger RNA. Lineage: Eukaryota; Euglenozoa; Kinetoplastea; Trypanosomatida; Trypanosomatidae. The record is from the annotation of a GenBank genome assembly.
AUGAAUAUACCACUGCGAAAGAAACUCUUUGAGCGGGCUUUUGAGUAUUCUGAAAGCGUUUUAGUCACUUUCAAAGGCGUUGAUGGCUGGGAUGUCUACAAUUGUUCGGUACCGUUUUUAUGGAAAGGCAAACGACACAUCUACGGCCGUGUAGAGAAGCGCGAGGAGUGGGCAAGUUCACAUGUGAGCCCAUUUGUGGAAACCGGAAAAGACGAGUAUACGGCCUUGCCGGGGUGUUCGUGGAGUUUGGAGGAUCCUUUUAUUCAAAAAAUCAACGAGGAAUUCAUUCUCGGUGGCACCCAUGUCGUGAAAAAAGGCCAAACGAUCGUUUCUUACUGCGGGUACUUCUUUCGUGGCCCUUCCCCGACGGAGUUGCGUUUUUUCGCGUCGGGGCCGAAAAAUAUGAAAGAUAUUCGCCUGGUUCAGCUCGCGAGCGGGAAGGUUGGAGUUUUUUCCAGACCACGAGAGGCCUACAAAGCCAACGUUGGGUUUGUUGUUCUUGACCAUAUUGACGAGUUGAAUGAAGAGGCCGUCAAACGGGCGACGCCGCUCGAUUUAUUCGAGGACGGGACCUGGGGUGGUGUCAAUCAAGCUUACCUCCUCUCCAGCGGGAAAGUGGGCUGUAUUGCGCAUUACAGCUUUCGCAAUACCGAUCAACCUCACAAUCCCCUUUUGGUCUACGUGAAUUUCUCGUUUGUUUUAGAUCCACAAACUUUAGCGGUUUCCGGUUCGAAGAUUAUUGGGACCCGAAGUUGUUAUCCACUUUGCGCGGCCAAAAGGGAUUAUCUGAUAGAUUGCGUCUUUACAUCUGGCAUUGUUAUGCGGCCGGAUGGGCGAUGCGAUUUAUACAGUGGGAUAGGUGAUACACACGAGGGUAGGAUCGUCAUCGAUUAUCCUUUCCGAAAUGAUGGCAAAAUUGUGAAUGACCUGUGUGCUGCCCAGACACAAUCAUCACUAUAG